GGGAAGUUGCAGGGGGAACCUGGAGCUGAAAAGAGAGGGAGAAGUUGGAAGACCCCCCUGUCCCCCCACUGACCACCCCCUCAUCAUUCUUGGGGAUCAGACACAAAGACUUUAGGGCUCCGAACUUUCCUGGGGUCCCCCCACACUGUGUCUCUUUGUGGCUGUGGGGUCUCUGUGCUGUCUCUGGGGUGUCUCUGAGUCUCCAGCUCUGAGCCCGGGGAGGGGUCGCCCCCUGCCACGCACACCCCCAGCAGCUCCCGCCCCUCGGAGCCUGGCAAGGCGGGCACAGCCGAGGGCAUCUUGGCGGCAGAGUCCUGGGGGCGGACGGUGCCCGGUAGCCCGGACCCAGAGCAGCCGGGGCCGGCCUGAGCCCCUCCUGGACCCCCGCCCAGUCCUCCUGGCCCCAACCUCAUCUCUCCCCUUCGCUUUUCCUCCUUUUUUUCCUCCCUUCCCUUUCCCCCGCUUUCUCCCUCUCUGCCAGGCCUAGAUUUCCGUUUCCCUUCCCGGAGUCAGGAGACCCCCCUCAGCCGGGUUGCUCCUCUGGACCCCUGGCCCUGUUCCGGCCCGGUUCGGCCCCGCUCAGCAGUGAUGUUUGCCUCCCGGGACAAGCCUCCGGUGGAGGGGGAACCCGAGGGGCUGCGGGGCUUCGCCAUCGACAAGACCUUCUUCACCUCCCUCAAAGGCCUCUUGCUGGAGGCCGAGCUGGCUCUGACCUUCAUCAUCUUCAUCCUGUUCACGGCGUCCAUCUCAGCCUACCUGGUGGCUGCCCUGCUGGAGUUCUUCAUCACCCUGGCCUUCCUCUUCCUUUAUGCCACUCAGUACUACCAGCGCUUCGAACGCCUCAACUGGCCCUGCCUGGAUUUCCUCCGCUGUGUCACCGCCAUCAUCAUUUUCCUGGUCGUCUCCUUUGCGGCCAUCAUGGUCCGGGAUGGAGCUGCAAUUGCUGCCUUCGUCUUCGGCCUUCUCCUCGUCGCCGUCUUUGCUUACGAUGCCUUCAAGAUCUACCGGGCGGAGAUGGUGCCCGAUCCCUCCUACCUGCAUGGCUCAGGCUGUGCCCGGGGGACCAAUGGGGAUUGACUCCAACCUGGGCACCCUCCCCGCCACCCUGAAUCCUCACCCACUCCUGGUUCCAGGGAGGUACAGGCCGCAGGGUCCGAGGGGGAGCGAGAGGAGGAGGAUGGUUCCCCUGUCUCCUCUGGCUCCAGAACUCUGCUCUCCUGGCUCCUGGACCCCACCCCUGCAGCUCAGCACCCUGCUCCCCUGGUUUCUAGCACCCUGCUUCCCUGGCUCCAGCACCCUGCCCUCCCACCCAGUCCCUCCCAGGGCCUGCAGGAGGAUGAGAUGGACAAUUCAGCCAACUCACUGCUUUCCGGACCCUCCCCCCAACCCCGGGAAUAUUGGCUCCAGGACCCCGUAUUCUGAAGGAUGAAGGAGAUGGCGAGGGGGACAGGGUGGUGUGGGGAGGGGGAAGGGGUAUCCAAGGAAUCCUGGGGACAGUCACAACCAUUA
Tachyglossus aculeatus (Australian echidna) is the source of this 1509-nucleotide messenger RNA. RefSeq names its product CKLF like MARVEL transmembrane domain containing 5 (gene CMTM5). Bases 589 to 1077 code for a protein of 162 amino acids. The record is from RefSeq and is a predicted model, not a curated record. Gene Ontology annotation, cellular component: membrane. The transcript has 5 exons. NCBI's taxonomy places the organism in Eukaryota, Metazoa, Chordata, Mammalia, Monotremata, Tachyglossidae.